Molecule: messenger RNA, 3437 nt
Organism: Plasmodium vivax (malaria parasite P. vivax)
Lineage: Eukaryota; Apicomplexa; Aconoidasida; Haemosporida; Plasmodiidae
Exons: 5
Coding region: 546-3437 (963 amino acids)
Biological process (GO): ribosome biogenesis; maturation of LSU-rRNA from tricistronic rRNA transcript (SSU-rRNA, 5.8S rRNA, LSU-rRNA)
Cellular component (GO): preribosome, large subunit precursor; PeBoW complex
Molecular function (GO): protein binding; ribonucleoprotein complex binding
Source: RefSeq, a predicted model, not a curated record
GUUGCGUUUUGAGUUGGUUUGACUUGCCCAUGACCGCAUUGCGAUUGAGACCACAUAUUUGUUCACAUUAAAGCGGUCAAUUUUGCGAAAAAAAAGAAUUCGUGCUAGCGAUUUAUGCAGCCGCGUAACGUACAACUUCGCAUGUACGAGCGUGAGAUGCUUUUUUUCCGUGGGGUGAUCCUCCCCCUUUGCAAAUUUUCCUCUUUUACCACACUGAAGGGUCACUCCGUUCGGUAACUCUUCGCCGAGCCAAGGCGAUGGAAUGAAGUUUCCUUGUUGGAGAUACCUACCUCAGUUGCCUGCAUAGAGGAAUUUUAAAAGUGUCAUUUUUUCAUUUCAGUUGGUGGAUUGUCGCCUUUGGAGGGGGAGCUUCUAACCAACGAGCAGAACGAAGGAAAAGUUUUUUUUUUUUCUUUUUCCAUCUGUUCGCCUCCUUUGCAGCGUUUUGAGGGCCUAUUUGGGAGGUACAUAUUGAUACGGCGAAGCGGUUGAUUUGGGCCCCUUUUUCUCGCAGCCCUGCCGAAGAUCACCGAAGAUCGCCGAAGAUGAGUGAAGAGAAGGACUACCUCACUGGUAGCACCUCCGCAGAGAGCCACAGUGGUCGAGGGAAGGACCCAGAAGGGGAAAUGGUGAGCAGCCCCAACAGCAGUGGUGAUAGUAAGACGGGAAUUGAAGAAGGAGGGCUGCCCGAUGCGGCGCGAGAAGGUAAAGCAGAUAAGGAAAGAAACGCGGAGAGGCGAGCGGCGAAAAUGAGGAAGGAGAAGAAGAAGAAAAAAGGCGGGACUGAAGAGCGGGUCGAAGCUGGAGCCAAAGCUGGAGCCAAAGCUGGAGACAAAGCUGGAGACAAAGCGGGGAUGAAGCAGAAAAAAAAGGGGCAAAAUAAAUCGGAAGGGAAAGGGGAAAACGGAACGGAGGAGAAAAUCACCGCGAAGAAGGGACCCGAAAAGUUGGGCCGUCGAGCGGAAAAAAAGAAGAGCCACAAGAAAGGCGCGUCCAAAAAGGAAGGGAAAGGAGAACUGACAAAUGAGCGAAAGUCACGAGGAGGGAAGCACCCCAAAAAGGGGACCGACUAUGAAGAUACCACUGGAAGCGACGCAUUCAACUCCAGCGUGAAAAGUGCCAACACCAGAAGGGGGAAGAACAUUUUUGCGAACGAGGAAAUUGAUGAGAGUGACGAUGAAUACAACCUGAACACGCUCGGGGAUUUCGACCUGAAGCAUUACGAAGAUUUGGACAUUGUGGGCUACGACAUUUGGGGGAACAAAAUUCAGAAGAAGGACGAAAACGCCAUCGACGACUUCCUGGAGUCCAAGAGGGACCAAAACGCAUGGAAAAAAAUAAAGGAUAAAAAAAACAACCGAGUUGUGGAGCUGACCAACCAGGACCUGGAAAUAAUCAGAAGCAUUCGUCAAGGCAAAGUGGCGAAACGUAUGAACGAGGAAAAUUACGUGUACGAAAAUGAAAAGGAGGAAUACAAAUUGGGAGUGAAGGAGCCAGCCAACCGCAAGUACAAACAGUCAGCGGAGGAAAAAAAAAAAAUACAACAAUUGAUAAUGCAUUUAAUGGAUAAAGAAAAAAAUCCAGAGAAAUAUAAAAAGGAGGAGGACGAAUUUAAGUUGCUAUACGAUUUGUGGAAACACAAAAUUUACGACGAUUUUAACAAUGUAAAUGAAAUGAAUUUGCCAAAUAUUUUGCCAGGACAUAAGUACAGUUACAAUCCCCCCCCUGAGUUGAUGUACAAUUCAGCGGACAGAAGAAAAAUUUUAAAACAAAAUAGUGACGCGUUCAUUCCGCAAAAUUUUGAAAAAAUAAGAAAUAUAGAAUUUUAUAAAAAAACGUAUUUUGAAUUAUAUCAAAGGUGUUUAGAUAUAUACCUCUGUUCGCGAUCUUUAAAAAAUGUUCUUCAUAUAAAGAAGGAAGAUUUACUCCCCAAGUUGCCUUCCACCCAAUCGCUCAAGCCGUACCCGCAGCACCCCUUUGUGAAAUACAUCAUGGAUGACCCCCUCAGUGGGGAUAAAAAUAAAUACCUGAGUCAGAUAGACGUAAGCGAAGAUCACCACGUUGUGUAUACAGUUCAGUGUGGCAAACUCUACAUCUUCGACGUUCUGACGUCUUACAAUAUUGCCAUGAUAGACCUGGCGUACUACUAUGGAGCGGCACUACCCAAAGGGAAAGGCGCGGAAAAAAGCGGAGGAACAGCUUAUGAAAACAUUCGCAUAAAGGCCAAUAAGGCGUACGACAUCGUGGCGGUGUCCUUCGCCAAUACGAUUUUGCUUUUUCACUAUGAGAACUUCAUUCCGCCAGCCAAGUCGGGCGCGGACAAUAUUGAGGAAGUAUACCGCAUGGACUCCAAGCGGAGGAAGAACUCCGUUGGGGAUGGUGAGGAAGACAGCAGAGGUGAUGAAACGUUGGAAGAGCGUGACAGUGAGGGGGACGCCGCACAAUUGUCGGACGAUGACGAUUUCGAGGGUUCUCUGGACGGUGGUGAUGAUGAUGAUGAUGCGAGCGAGGAUGGGAGCGACCAAGGGGACGACGAUGAGGAGGAGGACCAUUCGGAUGAAGAAUUAGGCAAAAAUGAGGAAGAGACAGGGGAGACACCCUCGAGAAGGAAAUGCGGACCGUUGAGCAGAACUAUGGCUUAUUACAUGACGAAAGGUCUACUCAGCGUGUUUCACAAAAAUUUUAAAAGCUCGGAGGAAUACGUGUACUCCCCCGACGUGGACGUGAAGUGGAAGCACAUAAAACCGAAUGACCGGAAGAUAAAGUACUGCGUGGCAAUCCAGCAUGAGGGGAAAAUAAGGAACUUCUCGUGGAACAAAAAUGGAAAUUACCUCUCCGUAACGUGCUUACGAAAAGUUGGGCAGUACCACUACUGCUAUUUGCAUCAUUUAAAAUCAAUGAAGUCCAUCAAACUGAUAAAAAAGUACAAUCAGAAGAGGGGCGACCUCGUUCAGUCUAUGUUUUUUCCCUCGAGUCCUUAUUUCUUGGCGGCCUUUCAAAACGGGAUCACGAUAUAUAACCUGAAAGCCAAGUCGAAGAAAGAGAGAAUCGUAAAAAAACUGAGAGGCAUUCAAAAUAUAACAUGUGUGGAUGUACACAUUAACGAAAGUUACAUUUUAUCUUCGGACGAGAAGGGGAACGUGUUCAUUUUUGACUUGGACCUGUCGAGCAACCCGUACAAGAAAUUUCACCUCCAGGAGUGUUCCUUGAAGAAGGUGGAGUUUCACAAAAAGUACAAUUUGUUUUAUUCGUUAAGUUCAAAUGGAGUAGUGAAUUUGUUUUAUGCGAAGUUUUUUCAAGACUAUGUGACCAACCCUGUUUUGCUGCCAAUUACGCAGCUGACGAGUGAGUCAAAGAUUAGCGACGUCACCUGGUCGGGCAGGAGCCCAUGGCUGUUCGCGCACACGGAAGGGAAUUUCUCCGUCCUGUACACGUAG